This is a messenger RNA of Oncorhynchus kisutch (coho salmon), 5250 nucleotides long. RefSeq names its product phospholipid-transporting ATPase ID-like. Lineage: Eukaryota; Metazoa; Chordata; Actinopteri; Salmoniformes; Salmonidae. Gene Ontology annotation, biological process: Golgi organization; phospholipid translocation. The record is from RefSeq and is a predicted model, not a curated record. The transcript has 18 exons. Gene Ontology annotation, cellular component: plasma membrane; trans-Golgi network. Gene Ontology annotation, molecular function: ATP hydrolysis activity; ATPase-coupled intramembrane lipid carrier activity; magnesium ion binding. Bases 74 to 2923 code for a protein of 949 amino acids.
UCCCUCCCUCCCUCUCUCCAGUGUGGAGGUGAUUAGGCUGGGUCAUAGUUACUUUAUAAACUGGGACAGGAAGAUGUUCUGUCCACAGUGUAACACAGCAGCUGAAGCCAGGACCACCACUCUCAACGAGGAACUGGGACAGGUGGAGUACAUCUUCAGUGACAAGACAGGAACUCUCACUCAGAACAUCAUGAGCUUCAGCAAGUGCUCUAUCAAUGGACAUGCCUAUGGUGAGGUGAUCGACCCGUUGGGAGCACAGCCAAAGAGGCUAGAUUUCACCUCCUUCAACCCCCUGGCGGACCCUGACUUCUGUUACUAUGACAACGGUCUGCUGAAGUCGGUGAAGCUGGGAGACCUUCACAGCCACGAGUUCUUCCGGCUGCUUUCCCUCUGUCACACCGUCAUGAGUGAGGAGAAGAAGGAGGGAGAGUUGAUGUAUAAGGCCCAGUCUCCAGAUGAGGGUGCGUUGGUGACAGCAGCCAGGAACUUUGGUUUUGUGUUCCGGUCUAGAACCCCUGGUACUGUCACUGUGACAGAGCUGGGCCGACCCGUCACAUACACACUGCUGGCCAUCCUCGACUUCAACAACAUCCGCAAGAGGAUGUCCGUUAUAGUGCGUAACCCCGAGGGGAGGAUCCGUCUAUACUGUAAAGGAGCUGAUACUCUGUUGUUUGAGAGGCUCCACUCCUCCAACAAUCACCUGGUGAACAUCACAACAGAUCACCUUAAUGAGUAUGCUGGGGACGGUCUGCGGACCCUGGCCCUGGCCUACAGAGACCUGUCAGAGGAGCAGUGGGAGGAGUGGUCAGAGAGACACCGCCAAGCAGACAGAGCUACAGACUGUAGAGAGGACAGACUGGCUGACAUAUAUGAACACAUAGAACAGGACAUGAUGCUCCUGGGAGCCACAGCCAUAGAGGAUAAGCUACAGGAGGGAGUUCCUGAGACCAUCGCUAUUCUCUCUCUUGCUAACAUCAAGAUCUGGGUCCUCACGGGAGACAAACAGGAGACAGCAGUUAAUAUAGGUUACUCCUGUAAGAUGCUGACUGGUGAUAUGACUGAGGUGUUCAUCAUCAGUGGAAACACAGUGCUGAGUGUUAGAGAGGAACUCAGGAGAGCGAGGGAGAGGAUGAUAGACAGCAGUGUCCCCCUCCCCCUGGCCCUCCCGCCCCUCGACCCCCCAUCCUCAACCACGCUAGACUCCAUAUCUGGAGAGUUCGCCCUCGUCAUCAACGGACAUAGCCUGGCCCAUGCGUUGGAGGCUGAUAUGGAGGGGGAGUUUGUGUCUACAGCGUGUGUCUGUAGAGCAGUGAUCUGCUGCAGGGUGACUCCUCUACAGAAAGCCCUGGUGGUGGAGCUCAUCAAGAAACACAAGAAAGCUGUCACCCUGGCCAUAGGAGACGGGGCUAAUGAUGUUAGCAUGAUCAAGACGGCUCAUAUAGGAGUGGGCAUCAGUGGUCAGGAGGGCAUCCAGGCAGUGCUGGCGUCUGACUACUCCUUCUCCCAGUUCCGCUUCCUCCAGCGCCUGCUGCUGGUCCACGGACGCUGGUCCUACCUCCGCAUGUGUCGCUUCCUCUGCUACUUCUUCUACAAGAACUUUGCCUUCACCAUGGUGCACUUCUGGUUUGGCUUCUUCUGUGGCUUCUCUGCCCAGACAGUAUAUGAUCAGUACUUCAUCACUCUCUAUAACAUCGUCUACACCUCUCUCCCCGUGCUGGCCAUGGGAAUAUUUGACCAGGACGUCCCAGAACAGCGUAGUCUGGAGUAUCCUAAGCUGUAUGAGCCAGGUCAGCUUAACCUGCUGUUCAACAAGAGAGAGUUCUUCAUCUGUAUAACCCAGGGUAUCUACACUAGUGUUGUGUUGUUCUUCGUACCCUAUGCCAUCCUGUCCCACGGAACCCAGGGCACCGGGGAACCCCUCGCUGACUACCAGACCUUUGCUGUUACGACGGCCACCGCCCUGGUGAUCGUGGUCAGUGUGCAGAUUGCUCUGGACACAGGCUACUGGACAGCCAUCAACCAUUUCUUUGUGUGGGGCUCUGUGGGCUCCUUCUUCACCAUCAUGUUGGCUAUGCACAGCCAGACUCUAUUCAGCAUCUUUCCCAACCAGUUCCACUUCAUAGGCAGUGCCCAGAGCACACUGGUCCAGCCGCUGGUGUGGCUGACCAUCGUCUUGGCCACAGUGAUCUGCAUCGUUCCAGUUCUGGCUUUCCGAUUCCUCAAACUGGACCUGAAACCACAGCUCUCUGAUACGGUGCGUUACACCCAGCUAGUGCGUCAGAAGACGAGGAAGCCAGCGGGUCGAUGCAUGGGAGGAGUCAGGGUCGGGGGCGUGCCUGAGGGUCGUCUGGGGGCAAGGGGCGGGUUCAGGAGGUCAGGAUAUGCCUUUGCCCACCAGGAGGGCUUUGGGGAGCUCAUCACCUCUGGGAAGAACAUGAGACUGUCCUCCCUGGCCCUGGCCAACUUUGCCUCCAGACACAGCUCCAGCUGGAUAGACACCCUGCGCAAAAAGAAACACUCAAAUACACAUCCCCCGCAGAACGCCUCAGGAGAGAGCAGCCCGGCACCUAGCUAUGUGUCGGGAUCGGCUCCCCCCCUGUCUAAUUCAUCCUCUCUCCUGGGGGGGUCACAGGAUACUCCACUGGAGGAGGGAACACACACGCUGCCUGUCAUACUCCCACAGGUGGCUUCUGGCCCUCCCACAAACACACCAGCGUUAGCUCCAGCCCAGGUCCCCUCUGCUGACGCUCUCACUCCCACCUCUGUGAGGAGUCCUGGGGGAGACUCGGUUGGUGGCUGGAACCUUAGUCUGGGCGCUGUACAGGAUGCUCUAUUUGGUUGGAGGGGCGGCACCUCUCGCACCAGUGGAACCAGCAGCCCGGGACCUCCCCCUGUUCCCAAGGAAACCAACCACACCGUGUGAGAUGGACAGACAGAUGGACAGAUGAUAGAAAGAAGGACAGGCUGUCAUAUGCCACUGGAUUAUCUUGGAAUAUGUGAAGAAAUCCUGCAUUUGGAAGUUUGGAAUACUGAAGGUGGAAUGUUUGGAAUGGCACUCACCCUGGGUUAGGAAGAGAUCCAAAGUGGCAGCCAUUGUAGGCGGAAGGCAUACACACCCAUCAACACCCACUGGCAUUUGUAUGACACUGUCGUUGCAAUAGUGUUGGUACAUAUAUGUUUCCGUCUGAAAGACUACUGUGAUUAUUAUUAUUUGACCAUGCUGGUCAUUUAUGAACAUUUGAACAUCUUGGCCAUGUUCUGUUAUAAUCUCCACCCGGCACAGCCAGAAGAGAACUGGCCACCCCACACAGCCUGGUUCCUCUCUAGGUUUCUUCCUAGAUUUUGGCCUUUCUAGUGAGUUUUUCCUAGCCACUGUGCUUCUACACCUGCAUUGCUUGCUGUUUGGGGUUUUAGGCUGGGUUUCUGUACAGCACUUUGAGAUAUCAGCUGAUGUAAGAAGGGCUAUAUAAAUACAUUUUAUUUGAAAUCAAUUUUAUUUGAAAGAUAGUGUGUGGUAGUUGUAAUAGACAUGCUCAGACUACCCACAACCCACUUCUCUGUCUUCUUCACCCAAUGAGGCAGGCUGAAAGAAGCACCUCUUCAUGCAAAUGAUGUAACCAUCUGCUGAAGAGCUUGGUACCACAGGGUUCCGGACAGAAACCCCGCUCCAACAGCACCGCUGUGGUUCAGACAUGACUAUACUAUUUAUACAAUGGAUCAUAUGUCAUAACAUCAUAUCAGAUUGGUUCAAAACAAAGUAUUGAAUUGAGUCUUUAUGACAGAAGAGAGGUUAAUUUGAUCAUCAGAAAGGUGGUGAAUUGAGUCUUUAUGACAGAAGAGAGGUUCAUUUGAUCAUCAGAAAGGUGGUGAAUUGAGUCUUUAUGACAGAAGAGAGGUUCAUUUGAUGGUCAGAAAGGUGGUGAAUUGAGUCUUUAUGACAGAAGAGAGGUUCAUUUGAUCAUCAGAAAGGUGGUGAAUUGAGUCUUUAUGACAGAAGAGAGGUUCAUUUGAUCAUCAGAAAGGUGGUGAAUUGAGUCUUUAUGACAGAAGAGAGGUUCAUUUGAUCAUCAGAAAGGUGGUGAAUUGAGUCUUUAUGACAGAAGAGAGGUUCAUUUGAUGGUCAGAAAGGUGGUGAAUUGAGUCUUUAUGACAGAAGAGAGGUGCAUUUGAUCAUCAGAAAGGUGGUGAAUUGAGUCUUUAUGACAGAAGAGAGGUUCAUUUGAUCAUCAGAAAUGUGGUGAAUUGAGAUGAAAUAGCAGAAUGAGUGUUUUUUAUGAUCAGCUGCUGUUAGACAUAGUACUCCAAUACACCUGUCUGCAUCCAGCUGUUAACCAAUCAUAAACAUGUCUUUAAUAGGCCAAGUAGUGUUAUCUACCUUCUCUAAUAAUGUAUGACAGCGUGUAAACCAAUGCAGUAGUGUAGAGCUGUCCCUCUAACCUGUACAGUCUGUAUGAGGAAUGUCUCUAGAACCUUAUCAGUGGUCCUGGUCUUUGUAUUCAUGAUUACAUAUUGCUGUGUCACCAUGCCCAAAGGCUUAGUCAAACCAGACAGGCUGCACCAUCCUACACUCUUAUGGGUACAUACUACUGUACAUUCUCUAUCUGUCUGCCUGACUGAAAUGUUCACAUACAUAGUCCGUCUGUUGUUUUAGCCAAUAACUUGGCAGGACACUGAGGGGUUCAGUCAGCCAACCAAUGACUGAAGAAUGCAGGAUGCUGUCCUUGCUGGAAUGUUGUAGUAUAUGUCAUCAUAAGUUCAUGGGCAGAGUUUCUGUGUUCACUAUAGUUCUCAGUGAGAACGCCAUUUUAACCUCACAGGACACAGCAAGACUCCUCUUCGUCAUGUUCUUCUUCAUCCUCCUCCACUGCACCAUAUUGGUGACCUGCUGCUGGGCCCACAGACAGAACUACAGUUAUAUCUCUGACUCUGAGCCCCACCUGUGGGCUUAAGAGAGAAGAGAUGGACUUCUAACAACAACCUGGACCUCCAUGUUGCUUUGGGGCGGACUGACUCUGAGGCGUUGUGAGAGACAAUGGACAAUAAGCCCUCUAUGGCGUCCAUGUUGCUUUGGGGCGGACUGAGUGUGUGGGAAAAGUAUGCUAAUAUGGGCUUAUGCAGUCAGACAGGAACCUGUAGUUACCUAGAGACUGAGCUGGUCUAGGAACAGGAGAACGUGUUAAUGAACGGAGGCUUGGGAGGGAUCAGGGUUAUUAUUAUUAUUAAGCCUUAAUAAAUCCACAGUAAUGAUGA